GCGAAGUAUCCCAUUUCAACUUUCGCUAUCGCUACUGUCAAAUAUUGACAGCCCGACCGACCUACCAUGGACAGUAUGUCUGUGCAGCCCCUGUAAACCUGGACCUUGAGAUGACACAAAUCCAACAUCGUGGACAGUAACACCAGCUCUGCAGGAUGAUUCCUGUUCUUCCAGAGUCCUGCACUCAUGUCCUUGCCGAGUUUGACUGCCUGGACCCCUUACUCUCUGCCCUGCGCCUGGACUCAGGCAGACUUAAGUGCACAUGUCUGGCAGUGUCCAGGAAGUGGCUUGCUCUGGGGACUUCUGCAGGGGGUCUCCAUCUCAUUCAGAGAGAAGGCUGGAAGCAGAGACUCAUCCUCACACACAAGGAAGGAUCCAUCACUCAGGUAGCAUGCUGCCCUCACGAUGAAGACUUUAUCGCUGUUGCGACAAGUCAGGGGGUGGUGGUUGUGUGGGAGCUGCAGCUAGAGCGGCGGGGUCGGCCCGAGCGAGCGUGCGUGUCCUGGGAGCAUCGUGGCCAGGCCGUCACUGCCCUGUGCUGGGAUACCGCCGCCCUGCGCGUCUUUGCCGGGGACGCCGGGGGGAAGGUGUCUUUCAUCCGCGCCGCCUCCUCCAAACUUGGAAAGGGCUCUGCGUUUGUGAUCUUCCCUGUGCAGACAGUCACCACAGUGGACUCCAAGGUGGUACAGAUGGGCUACCAGGAGGGCCGGCUGCUCGUGUCCUCCCUGAGUCGCUGCUACCUGUGCGACACAGACAGAGAGAAGUUCUGGCGAGUAGGUAAUAAGGAACGUGACGGGGAGUACGGCGCGUGUUUCCUGUCUCAGGCGCGGGGUGCUGGGGGAAGUCCUCCCCCCCUUCUGUACUGUGCCCGGCCUGGAUCACGUGUGUGGGAGGCCAGCUUUGGUGGGGAAGUACAGAGCACACACCAGUUCAAACAGCUGCUCGCCUGCCCAGCCGUGCCCCUCAUCACCUACAAGCAUGAGUCACACUAUAACCCCAACCAGAAAAGCCCUCAAUCUCUGGCCUUCCCAAAGCUGAUACAACUCGGGGAUCAACACCUUCUGACCUGGACUGAAUCUGCCAUCUAUAUCUUUACACCUCAGAGUGACCAAGUGCUCUUAUGGACCGAAGUCAAAGGCAUCGUGGACAUGGCAGUGUUCCGCAGCGAGCUCUUCUGUCUUUAUGGCGAUGGACGCUUGUCCCACUUCUCGGUGCUGUCAGCCGAGCGUUGCGUGGAGCGGUUGCUACGGCGUGAGGCUUGGACCCUGGCAGCCACUGUCUGCUGCAUGUUCCAGCACGCUGUUGCAUCCGGAAGGGCCAGGAAGUCUGUUCCCAUGGACCGUCUGGAGAACCUCAAGGCUCAGCUCAGCUCCGCCUCACACCUGGAGCUGAUUGGUCAGCUGGAGGAAGUCAUCUCCAAGCUGGAGCCUUUAGACUCCGCCUGCAGUAGUCGCCGGAGCAGUAUCUCCUCCCAUGAGAGCUUCAAUGUUUUGGACUGUGGCAUCUACCGGGUCAUCAGCCGCAGAGGAAGCCAGUCAGACGAGGACACCAGCUCCCUGGUUAGCCAAUCGAUGCUUGAGGAGGAGCGGCUGAAGGAGUUUAGUUUUACUCAGGAGGAGGAGCCAGGGGAGCAGGAGGGCCAUCAAGGAGAACGGGCGGAGGCGGAGCGCGUGGAGCCUGGGCUGCAGUUUCACCUCCCUCUGUCAUUCCGCCCCAAACCACCACGCAUUGCCCUGCAGGCCGUCCGAGACAGUGUGUCUAGCUUUGUGAAAAAGACCACAGAGAAGAUCAACACCCUUCAGAUGAACACUGAACUUUGGCCUCGGCCUGACCUCAGAGAGGGGUCACAGGGUGAGGUCAUCAGCUCUACUGCCCCAUUUCCAGAGGUGGUGGACAACGAGCCGUCUGGUGAGCAGUCCAGUGCUGAGAGUGGUCUGCAAGAGCUCAGAGCAGCCACCGAGAAAGCCAUAGCCCAGGUCCAGGAUCUGCAGGUUCUGUUGGAUCCAGCCAGCCUGGAGGAGGCUCUGCUGGAGUGGCUGCCGGUGCUGGAGCGGGUUUUGGGACCAGAGGACCUCACAGAACCGGACCAGGAGCAGCAGGAGGAAGAUGGCGAGGAGGAGGGGGAGGAGGAGGAAGGAAUAGUGGAGAGAGAGCUGGAGGUUCUGUCCUGUUCUGCCGCUCAGCAUUCCGAAGGGGUCACGGGGUCAAUGAAGAGGGGAUCUGAGGACCCUAAACUACUCGCGGCCGAGGAGGACCUACGGGAGACCGGUAUCUCCAAGCAGCAGCACAGAGACGGCGAGCUGAUCCGACUGCUCGCAUCGCGACCCUUGCCCUCUGACCUGCAUGCUGACGUCACCCAGCUGACCUCUCUUUGCCUGGACGUGGGCUGCGUGAGCCGUCAAGCCAAAGCGACGGGAGAGGGAGAAGAGGGAGGAGGAGGAGGAGGAGGCGAGAGUGUGUGUGUGGAGAGUGUGUGUGUUUUUCUGAGACGUUAUUUUUUCCUGCUGGAUCAGGAGCAUACGCGCAGGGUGUGUUUGCAAAGAUACAGACAGCAUCCCGAGGUCCUAGAGGAUUUCAUCGCAGGGAUGUUAGAAUAUACUCAGUCCAGUAAGGUGGUGGAGGUGAUCCAGAAGGGGGAUCUGCUAAAGUCCCUGAGGAGUCUGAGAGAACUCCAGCCCUGGAACACCCCCCUGCUCCUGUCCCACCUCUACAGACUGUAUGAGAAGCACGGGGAGCUGGCCGUUCGCUCCUUCUCCCAGUUCUAUCCCACAAUCCUCCCUUCUGACGUGCUGGCCAUGGCCCAGCGCAGCCACUUCCUGCCUUAUCUGGACAACCUGGUGCAGUCCCGCACGGAGGAGCAAAGACUGGCUUUCCUUGGGUCCCUGCUACAGCCUGAAACCCUGCGACAGGAUUGGCUGGAGCUGGCCCUUUCGCACGAUGCACCUCAAAGGAGUGAUACUUUAACAGCUGAUGGACAACCACGGUGGCACUCUCAUUAUUUCAGCUGGGGGUAUGGGCGCCUCCUCUCCCUCCUGAUCCGUCAGCCGAGUGACCUGGCUUCCAAACAGAAGAUGCUGGAGACAUGCAGAAACCAUGGCUACUGGACAGGCUACCUGCAGCUGUGCAGUGAGCUACAGCGCCGCCCAGAGGCCUUUGCUGCUAUCUGCAGCUUGGACGACAUGAGUCUGUUGGAGGAGCCCAAUGGUAUUGUGCCUCAAACUCUAGAGGAGUGGAAGCUGCUUAUCCAGCUCUCCCAGCAGAACUGCAGUGGGAGUUUGGAGGCAGCCAGCCUUCUCCAGGCUCGUAAUGGCACAAGUGGAGCCACUAGCACCUGCACUAACAGUAGUAGCACCACUAAUGGUAGCAACACAGCUAAUGGUACCGCUAAUGGUAAUGUUAGUAACAGUGCUAAUGGAACUGUCUGUGUUGUUGGUACUAGCGAUACUAAUGGUGCUAGUGCAACUGUUCCCAGCAGUGCAAAUGGAACCAGCUGUGCUAGCAGUAGCAGCUCUAGCAGCUCUAGCAGCUGCCCCAGCAGUGCUAAUGGUAGUUUAGCUAAUGGCUCUGCAGACUGGAGCAGCCAGAUCACCCCGGAGACCCUGACUCUCCGUCUGGCUCGCGUGGUGGGGCCAGAUCGGGCCCUGGCGGCUCUGCAGGAGUGUGGCGUCCAACUGGAGCUUGGGCUCCAGUCCACCCGCAUGUGUGACCUGCUGAGGGUGGCAGAGAAGAGGCAGAGGGCUCUGAUCCACACCAUGCUGGAGCGAUGCGAUCGUUUCCUGUGGUCCCAGCAUGCCUAGAGUAGAGGGCUGCCUGCCUGCUGCAAUGCUGGUCAGGGUACCCCAGUCAGAUAGCUCAACUGUGCCCUGAUCCCCAGCCCCAUACCCAGCCUCAUACCCCAACCCCAUACCCAGCCUCAUACCCCAGCCUCAUACCCCAUACCCCUGC
Molecule: messenger RNA, 3945 nt
Organism: Alosa alosa (allis shad)
Lineage: Eukaryota; Metazoa; Chordata; Actinopteri; Clupeiformes; Clupeidae
Gene: hps5
Product: HPS5 biogenesis of lysosomal organelles complex 2 subunit 2
Exons: 23
Coding region: 156-3797 (1213 amino acids)
Biological process (GO): developmental pigmentation
Cellular component (GO): cytoplasm
Molecular function (GO): protein binding
Source: RefSeq, a predicted model, not a curated record